Chlorocebus sabaeus (green monkey) is the source of this 11661-nucleotide messenger RNA. RefSeq names its product syntaxin 17 (gene STX17). Gene Ontology annotation, biological process: intracellular protein transport; exocytosis; vesicle fusion. NCBI's taxonomy places the organism in Eukaryota, Metazoa, Chordata, Mammalia, Primates, Cercopithecidae. Gene Ontology annotation, cellular component: SNARE complex; autophagosome membrane; endomembrane system. Gene Ontology annotation, molecular function: SNARE binding; SNAP receptor activity. The record is from RefSeq and is a predicted model, not a curated record.
GAUGCCCUGCCCCGUCGCUCCUGCGCCUGCGCCGUGUGCACCGACCGGCCUCGAGCGCCACGGCGGGAGGUUUUUCUAUAUGAGUGGAGAAGACAGCUGUUACCAGGGAGGUCAUAUAUCAUUUUUUUAGGAUGUCUGAAGAUGAAGAAAAAGUGAAAUUACGCCGUCUUGAACCAGCUAUCCAGAAAUUCAUUAAGAUAGUAAUCCCAACAGACCUGGAAAGGUUAAGAAAGCACCAGAUAAAUAUUGAGAAGUAUCAAAGGUGUAGAAUCUGGGACAAGUUGCAUGAAGAGCAUAUCAAUGCAGGACGUACAGUUCAGCAACUCCGAUCCAAUAUCCGAGAAAUUGAGAAACUUUGUUUGAAAGUCCGAAAGGAUGACCUAGUACUUCUGAAGAGAAUGAUAGAUCCUGUUAAAGAAGAAGCAUCAGCAGCAACAGCAGAAUUUCUCCAACUCCAUUUGGAAUCUGUAGAAGAACUUAAGAAGCAAUUUAAUGAUGAAGAAAUUUUGCUACAGCCUCCUUUGACCAGAUCCAUGACUGUUGGUGGAGCAUUUCAUACUACUGAAGCUGAAGCUAGUUCUCAGAGUUUGACUCAGAUAUAUGCCUUACCUGAAAUUCCUCAAGAUCAAAAUGCUGCAGAAUCGUGGGAAACCUUAGAAGCGGACUUAAUUGAACUUAGCCAACUGGUCACUGACUUCUCUCUCCUAGUGAACUCUCAGCAGGAGAAGAUUGACAGCAUUGCAGACCAUGUCAACAGUGCCGCUGUGAAUGUUGAAGAGGGAACCAAAAACUUGGGGAAGGCUGCAAAAUACAAGCUGGCAGCUCUGCCUGUGGCAGGUGCACUGAUCGGAGGAAUGGUAGGGGGUCCUAUUGGCCUCCUUGCAGGCUUCAAAGUGGCAGGAAUUGCAGCUGCACUUGGUGGUGGGGUGUUGGGCUUCACAGGUGGAAAACUGAUACAAAGAAAGAAACAGAAAAUGAUGGAGAAGCUCACUUCCAGCUGUCCAGAUCUUCCCAGCCAAACUGACAAGAAAUGCAGUUAAAAACCAAACUUCAGGAUUAUUGGUGCCAACAUGUGUACCCUAAUGAGGAUCUUUGCUGCUGUUGGACCCUCCUUCACCUUUUGGAACACAAGUAUAUCAAGAUAGUGGCUACUGAUGUUCAAGUGGGAUUGAAGUGUGAUAAGUGGAUAUAUUUUGUUGUUUGCUGGGGUGUUCAUGGAGAUGUUAAAGAUUGAGGCCCUGGGCUGAGGGUGUAUAAUGUAUGUCAGCUAAGUUUGAAGACUGCCAAGGAGCAGAUUUUCUCCCUGGAAAUGUGAACACUGAACCUCUAACUCUGAUAAGGACUUGAGAUGUGUAGAAAUAUUGGGUUAUGGAAGACUAGUUUCUUCCAUAACCCUGAAUUGGAGACCUUAAGGCUAAGUGUAGAUUAUUGAGGUUUGUUAGCAAGGAAAAGAAUAAGAGUUCAGAAGCCUUUGUUACCGGAUAGGGAAAUCAGGGCCUAGUGAGGAGCACAGGUGGACUGCAUAAUGGAGUCCAUUGGCGAACCCUAUUGCAGUUUGGUCCAACUAUAUUUUCUGGUGAAGGAAAUUAAUGAUGUAAGAAAAUGAAAGAGGCUCAACUUCUCUUCCCAAAAUCUUCUGGCUUCUGAACUCUUCCUCUGCCUCUCUUUAAAUAAAUAACACAAUUUCAAAUGGUAGGAGACUUAUUAAGCCAGUCACCAAGCUUGGUCUGUCAGCCUGUCUCCUAACACCUCAAAGAUCUUGUGCCCUGUGCCGUCCCUCCCUUGUAAUUAUGAAAAAGUUCUUUGGUUUUUGGGGCGAAUUCUACCCAUGUAUAAUGAGGAAUUCUCUCAUAACCUUUUUUGUCUUGUCUCUCAUCUCUGUUCAUCCCUUCCUAUAACCUCUAGGUAAAAAGAAAAGAAAAAAAGAAAUUUCCAGAUAUUUUCAACAUUGUUAGAGUUUGGGCUAAAAUGAGCAAGGAGAAAAAACCACCAAGAACAUUUCCUGGGGCAUGCUCCACUUUUGAGGGGUGAUAUAUCUGCCAGAGAGGGGAUAUCUGACCCAGUCUUCUUUUCAGCUGAUCUCUGGGGGGAGCUGAGAACUCGCUUGCUACCUCAUUUCUGUUACUACCGUCCUUUUCCCCAGACUUUUUAUCUCCUAUGCAUCCCUUUGGUUUCUCUUGCUGCUGUUUCUUCCCCAAAAUGGUGUACCCGUGCUUACCUUUCUCACAUUCUGGACAAUGAUGAACAAAGACCUAUGCAAGACUCAGACCCAGGGAAGGGUGUGGUGCUAAUCUCAACACCUGACAUUCACAGCAAGCAUGGUCCAGCCCAACCACGUGUCUAUCUCAAACUGUAGAAAGGCUUUAAAUUUGGAAAAAAAGAAUUUAAGAUUAUGGGCAGCUUCCCUCUGUUCCCCAACUCAUUUAAAAUAGGAGGGAAUCACCUUUUGCCUUACUUACUCUUUUUUCUGAGCACAGGAAUGGGCACCUACACCCCAGGUGGUGUGAGCUGUCUCUCUGCCAGGAGUUAAGGUUCAUCAGGGGAUUGGACGGUUUAUCACUGCUUUCUUUGUGAGUUUACUUUUAGUAACUUUUAUUGAUGGCUACCUUUCAUGUCCUUGUCUAAAGAGACUUUCUCUUUCAUACUUCUUGAAUCUCAUCAAUGAAUUCCAGUGAAACAGCGCCAUUUCUUAGUAUCAUUAAAUAACUAGAAAGUAGCAAGUAUUGCUCUCUGCUGCUUUGUAUCAUUAACAUAUUAAUAAUACCAAGAAGGAAAUAUUUGAAUAAGUAUCAGAUUCUGAUCCAGUAUCUGAUACUGGACACCUGUGAGGCUGGGAUAAUUACUUUUGAACUACACGUCUUCUCUAGUUUCUGGACCUUGCUCUGUCCCUUUAACACAGGGUGAUCAAACCUGAAUGAGGAUCAGAACUCACCCAGCACUUACUAAAGCAAGAUUCCUAAACCUCUGUUCCAGGGGUAAUUCUGACAUCACCAGUCCAGCAUAGUCAGCUGAAAUUAUAAAUCUAAGAUACAGUUACAUCAAGAUUCAGCUGUGUCAUUUAAUUCUGAAACUCCCAGUAUUCUACCCUUCUUCAUCACUGCAUAUUACCCCUCUCUUCCCCCCCAAGUGGGCUAUCCUUUCAGCCCACCAACUUAGUGGCAGCACUAGGGAUUCAUUAUAAGGUAAGCCUGGUUUACAUAAGGACCUGAAGGAGAAAGGAAGCCUGUAUUUGAAGCUCACACUUUGUGUUGGUAUCUCUCAAUUUUACUGAGCCAGUGUGGAACACCACUGUAUGUAUUCGUAUAAGCCCUUGACUUUUACUGCUCAUCAGGAUUGGAAUAUUACUCUAGCGGUCUUCACAUAUAGGCAAGUUAUAGUACUUUUAAAAAGUAUCUCAUUUCCCUAUAAUGGAACCUAAUAGCCAAGUUUUUCAUAGAAAUUGCUAGAAGAGUUUGAUCAACUAUGAACGAUAGUGUUUAUAAGCAUAAAAUAGUAUGGCGCAGAAACCAAUCUUAAAAUUGAAUUUAAUGUUUUAUCGUAUUAGAUUAAAUAUCUUCUCUAAUUCAUGUCUUAUUUUUACUACGACAAGUUAGAAAGUGGGAACACUUUGAUUAAGGUCUUAAAAUUUGUGGGCCCUCAUUUGGAUAAAGGCAGCAAUCCUAAGGACUUUUUUUUUUUAACCUGAGAAUUUAUCUGUAGAGCAGAGAUUUUCAAACCUUUUGGCUGUAGCCCACAGUAAAAAACGCAUUUAUAUCAAACGUUAGAAUAUGCCUAAUGAACAUUAUGUACCAUUCUGAUGCUUUUUAUAUUUUCAGUUUUUAAAAUAUGCCAGUUGCAACCCACUAAAUUGAUAUCUACCAAUGGGUUGCAACCCUUAGCUUGAAAAAAACACUCUCACAGAGGAACUGGAAUUUCUUGAAUAUCUUCUGUUUGCCAGGCACUUCACCAGGCAUUUUACAAGUAAGGAAACUGGGCCUCAGAGAAAAUAAUUGGCAGAGGUUUACUCAACUACAAAGGGGUGAAGGCAGGAAUGUUAACUAGGUCUGUUGAGCUACAAAAACUGUUUUAUGUCUCUCAUACUAUACUGCCUCUAUACAAAAUUGAGAUGGAGGUCGGGGCAGGGGCUCAUGCCUGCAGUCCCAGCACUUUGGGAGGCAGAGGCCAGGGGAUCACUUGAGCCCAGGAGUUUGAGACCAGCCUGGACAACAUAGUGAGACUCUGCAUGAAAAAAAUUAAAAAUUAGCUGGGUGUGGCAUAGCACACACCUGUGGUCCCAGCUACAUGGGAAGCUGAAGUAGGAGGAUCACUUGAACUCAGGAGCAGCCUUGGUGACAGAACAAGACCCUGUCUCAAAAAAAAAAAAAAAAAAAAAAAAAAAAAAAAUUGGGUCGUCCAUUCUGCUUUACCAAAUAGGCUUUGCAAUGACACUUUCCAUUCAUUUGCAUCUUUUUAAAAAACUUCUGAUUCCUCACUGAGUGUCCAGCAGCCUCAAAGUUUUUAAUGGUAGCUGAUGCAGACAUACACAGUGUUCAAUUUGGCCCUUAAACUAUAAAAUCAAGAGUAUUUCAAUCCAUCCACCUGCCUACAAGUUUUCUUAAUGUUUACUGGUUAUAACCAUUGUUUAAACAGUGCUUUUUAUGUAAUUUAAAAAUAAACUUUAAUGCUUUUUAAAACAAAUUUAUCAUAAUUCAUAGAUCAAAUGAUUAUCCUUUAAAAUGAUACCCUUGGGAAAUCAUGUACUUACUGUAGUGAUGCUAGUAUUAAUAUUACUUAGACUAAUUUUGAAACUGUUCUUUCAGAAUUGCCUCCAAAGACAUUUUGCAGACCAUCCCAGAAAGGAGGGUAUGAUGGUGCUGUGUAGAACUGGCCAGAGUUCCUGGAGGAUUCUGAGGUUAUACUGAAACUCAGUGCUGUGCAGGGAGAAUUCCAUGAGUCCAAAAACCUCCUUUUGUGGGCUGCCUGCCUCCUGCCCUCCCUUAAGUGCUCUAAGAUUUUUGUACAGGAGUAAGAAUCAAAUACUGGUAACAUCAAUCACAAGAAGUUGAGGAAACCUGUAAUGUAACUAUAUAAUAUGGAACCUUUUUCUUCCAUUAAAGUGCAGAAACCAAACCAUGCUUUGUGUUAACCUUAAAUAUGAAAGGUGUUUCUCAGGGUCCCCUUUGUCCUUCCUUGCUGCCACAUGAAAUCUUACAAGGAAAGAUGAAGACAAGCCUGGGGGGGAAGUUCUCCUGGGAAAUGAGGUGUUUUCUUGUUAUAAAGUAGAAUGUGGCUGUGGUUCACAGGUACUUAACGAAUGUUAGAUAAUGUUCUUAAGUAAUCAGAGGCCUAAUAAAAGGUAGGGGAGUUUCUCUUCUAGCCUAAAUUAAUAUUAAAAGUUUGGGGGUAUUUUUUGUUUUUAAAUUAAUACUUUGUUGUUUUUAACAGGUGCUUCUCACAAUUUACAUUCAUUAAUUUGAUGCCCUUUUACAAAGAAACUUCUUAGGUAUUAUAAACAAUCAAUGUAAAGGAUCCACAUGGUAUGUAUCCACAUUGCUACUCUCAUAUAGAAAUGGGAGAUAAGAAAUAUAUCUGUGCAAUAUUAAAUUGAAAAAAAAAAAAAAACCAUAAAAGGUGUCAAAGGCAAAUGAUUUGUUCCAGAUCACAAAACUAGUUGGCACAAGAGAUAGGAUUAUAACCAGGGUCUAAGAAAAAAAAUCCUGAAGGUAAUUUCACUGAGUGUUAUGCCAUAUCAAGUUACCUGCUAAGGCUCGAGGUCUUUCAGACUAGCUUUAACAUUCCAAAUCAGGCAGUAGCUACAAUGGAAAGAUAAUUGGAUGGGGAAUCCUGAGCUCAGAGUCCUAGUUUGGCUUUGUCUCUUGUAGCAACAUUUGUUAAAAUCAGGGGCAGCUGUCUUCUCCUAUCCCAGCCAUGAAUCUUCCAAUUUAGUGGUCACCAACUUGACUCCAUUCCUUACAUCAAGCCUUGUCCUGUCAAUUCUCCCUUAAAUGUUUGUUGCAUCCAUUUCUAAAUAUAUCCAUGGCCAUCACUCUAGUAAAAGACUAUUACCUCACACCCUACACUUGAUCUUCCCCCAACUUUAAGUGGCUCCGUUCCUCAUAUCACUGCCACAAGAAUUAACAACCAUGCCCAUCUUUCAUUUUUCUGCUGAAAGAUUUUCAGUGGCUCCCACUGAAUACCAAAUAAAGUUUGAAUCCCUUAGAUUGGCAUUCACAGCCUUCUAUGUUCUGGCCCCAGCUUUGUCUCUUGAAACUCAUUACUCACCAUCUGACAAUGCCACUAAAUAUCCACAAGAGUGAUUUCAAGGUUUUUCUAUGGUGAAGGUUCAAACUGGUAAUAAACCAUGUUUACAUUUUUCUGGUCUAAAAUAAUUUCUAUAUUACUUUAUAAUAGUCAGCUGAGGUUUGUUUAAGCUCUUGGACAAGCCUAAAACUUGUAUCUUGAAGAAAAUAUUUUUUUCCACCCAAAGAAAUUGCAUUCAAUUUCUUAACCUUCAAAACAAUGUCAGUGUUGUCACCUGUGCAUUUGAUAGCUAAAGCACAAGUAUUCUUCAGGAGCAUAAAUACUCCAGCCUUGAAUGAAUACUCCAGCCAUUGUCCAGCUCCUGUGAAAAACUUAAUAUUUGGGAAAGACAUUCAAUGGUAUGUGUUUUCUAUACACUUCACAAGUAGUUGAGAUUUUCUUGUAUUAAGGUUAAUCACUAAAAAGAUGUUUACUUGGGUUUCAUUAUCUAAACCCCCUAAAGAUGUUUUCCAUUUUAUUGUUAAACUCUUGGUGUUAGCAAGGGUCAGCACAAGAAAAGGCCCAAUGGCAAGAAGUUCUGCAAAUUCUGUAAAGCUUACUGAAUUCAUUUGUCAUUUAUAAUGUUGCUGAGUGGUGCUCGAAUAAGGAAACAUGCAAUAAAUUUACUUACUUAACCAACAUUUAACUGAAGGCCUGUUGUGUGUUGAGUGCUGGGGCCAUACAUAGAAAAAUACUAGACCUAUAGACUCUACCCUUGUAAACCAUUCAGGCUAAUGAAUUCAGAUACCUAAAGCAAGUAAAUCCCAGUAAAACAUGGUAAGUGCCCUAAGAGAGGAAUGAGCAAAGUAAUACGAGGGCACACAGAGUGGAGGGACCAAACUCUGGAAAAGAAGGAGCAGGCUUUGUGGAACAUGUGGUAUUUGAGAGUACCUAAAGAAGAAUACGCCUGAUUGAAGACGGAAUUAUGGACGAAGGGCUCAAAACAUAACAUGGUGGGCUCACAGAAAACUAAGAAAUUAAACACACCUGAGUGAUGAAGCUGGUUGGAUGGAAAUAGGCUAAGAUGUUAUCUAUUUAAAAUUUAAUACUUCUUUGUUCAUAGGAAUUGAUAUAUUGCUUUGUGUCAGAUAAGACUAUUACUCCUCUGAGUUCCUCAUUUUGCCUUCUUGCCAGGGAAGUUAGUAUUAAACUUCACAUUUGGUGGAGUUCUUGGUAUAUUUGACAUAUUUGCCUUUCCCACAGGUUGUGCUUUCUUCCCUCUCUGCUUAAGAGAUCAUCUGCUUAACACUGAAUGCCCUCUUUGUUCCUAAUAGUCAUUCCAUAUUUAUUGAAAACCCACUGAGAAAACAGUCAUGAAACUUACUUCUUAGUGUCCAAGUCCUUCACAAUCGUUUUCCAUCUCUACAUGAAUAUUUCUUGACCACUGCAAUUCAGUGGCUCCGGUUUUCACUUACGGUUAAUUCUGCAAUGUUCUCGAACUUCAGAGGGGUAAAAUUCUUUCACUGGUGGUGGUGUGAUCUCCCCAACUAGACUGUAAUCUGCUUUCAGGGCAGGGAUCAUAUCAUCUUCUUUGAGUACUUCUUGCCAUGAAAUACAGUGAUGAGAAGGAAAAAAGAAACUACAUUCCUGUUAGUGAUUGUUAGAUGAUGAGUGAUGAGGUAAUAGCAUGUGAGUUCUGCUCUCUUUUGGGGACGUGUAUUGAAAUAUGAAAUAGCUUUCUAAGACAUAUCAAAUCCUUGCUUAGUACCCACUUUUAUAUAUUAACAGGAAUGAAUGAUGCAACAGAAGAAAUCCAAACAACAACUCCAGGACUUGGAAAUCAUGAAUUUAAAUUUUCAGAAUUUGCAGGUGAAGAUAUUUCUAUCUCUUUUUCCAAUUAAAAGUCAUGACUUGGAAGAGAGAAGAUACAGGACCUGAAUCACUGAAGAAAUACAGAGAAAAUUUGGACUGACUUAUUUUCCAUCCUACCUUAGGAUUGCUAGGUCAGAAUAGCAGGAAUCCAAGAAGUAUUGAUAGUCUGACAGAGUAGUAUUGAAACAGGGUGCAGCAACAGGAAUGUAAUGGUCGUGUCAAGCAAGCAGGUAUUGGCAUUGGGCAAGGGCGGGGCUGAAGAGGUAAGCAUUUGACAGGAUUUGAACCUGGGUCUCGAAUGCUAAGGUUCAUGUACUUAUUCCAACAAACAGCUGCUCAAUUAGCUGAUAGGAAUGAAAAGGAAUCCAGCGGCAUUUACUAGUCCUGCAUAGUUCCCUUUCUUUCCUCUAUAGGUUUUAAUGUUCAUAACAGGUUGCUGCCACUUAUCAGGGUACACUGGGGGUCAACAAUUCAGGAUGUCCUUAAGUCUCCCUCCUUCCUACCUUGAUACCUUGCUAUCUCACAGGGUAGUUAUGAGGAUUAAAAGACUAAAUUCAUGUUCAGUGCCUAUAAUAGUGCCUGGCUCCUAGCAACUGCAAAUGUUAGUUGCUGUUACUAAUUGUUACCAUUUUUUCCCCAAAGUUUAAAGGAAAUGCACAUUAACUUAAAAAAGGUAUCGUGUACCUACGAGAAGUGUUAGGGAGACACCUAAAAUGAGUGGAGACUUGAGAAAUAUACUAAGAAUCCUUAAAAUGGUUUUUUUUAAAGGCUUUAUUAAGAAGACUGUUCAAAGAUGACAGAUGCCUGGUAGAAAGUGCAUCUUUCUCAUCUUUAUUAAGAUUGAUAUCCAAACAUGAAAAUAUGUAAGAUCCGGUUAGGAGCAGGGUGAUCAUACAUCCCAGUUUGUCUGGGACAGUCCUGAUUUACAUCUGUUGUCCUGGUGAAAUUAUUACUAAUGCUCCCUUUUCAUCUCAGUGUCCUGGUUUGGAUGAAAAAAAUUACAUGGUCACCUUAGUAGUAAGGGCAAUGAAAAUAAGUGUGGUGUUAUCAAAAAACAAAGAGCAUCUAUAAUUAAAAAGAAUUGAUCAUUUAUAGGCUCAGAUAAAAAACAAAAUCCCAACGUUAGUGGGAACAUAUACAUGUAGGUUAAAUUACUACCAGUAAUUGUGAAAAACAAGAAAAUAGAAAAUGUUCCAGAACACUGAGCUUGGGCAAAAGGCUAAAUUUAAGGGGUAAAAGCUGAAUUCCAGAAGCCACACACCAGGAAAUUUACCUUUGAAUCCUGGAAAAUUUCUGAAUGGACACUUGUGUUUUAAAUCAGAAAGCCAUGCUCAUUUUGAAGUCAGAAUUGAUCACUCAGAAUUGAUGACCUGUUCUAUUUUCCUUGCUGUGUGCAUAGCCAGGAAUGCCAUGUUCGAUUCCGCUUCCUGGGCAGUAGUCAGGGCAGGAAAACAAGGCGUCAGAAUUCUAAGAUUGAUAUAAUCCUAUGUAGGCAAGUUUAUACAGGGCACCAAGACAGUAGGCAUGUGGAUUCCUCCCUGGUAGCCGUGGCAAUAAGUUAUUACCUGAGAAGACUAGAGCUGUGAGGAAAAAACAGGUCAGUAAUACCUAAUAAUACUUUUUAUUACAGUAAGAUAAUAGAAUAAUGACAGUCUUUAUUAACAACAAUUCUCUUGGAGAAGGGCCUGAUGUGCUUAGGAAAGUAUAGCUCUUUCUGAGCAAGAAAGCACUUCUAGGAAGGCUCCCAAUUUCCAAGGCUGUACACACCUCCAUGUUCCCUGCGACUAACUCACAUCCUAGCACCUACAACAUUCCAUUAUUUACACAUCUAUUUUGCUCCUUCACUCAACUUUCAGCUCCUUGAUGGUAGGUACAGUCUCCUUACUGUUAGAUCUCUAGCCUGGAAACAGUAGAUAAUGCUUGUUGAAUGGCAGAUGGUGUUUUGAAAACCACAACAGGGCUAUUUUGUCAAGUCUUUUGCUCCAUGAGGCCAAGAUAGGGUCAGGUUACCUCACAGCAAAUGUGGAGUUCAGAAAUUUUCUGGCACCUCUGCAGGACUCUGCAUUACCCAAGAGGGUAUUCAAAUGUCAUUCUGAUAGUUAUUAUCUCUGGCUUGGUGUGCACUAUAAGAUUUUAAUCUAUUCUAGACAAAAACUCUUAGGACCCCAAAGCCGGAUUCGGAUACAGGAUUAAAGGUGACUAGAUUCACCUAAACACGUAUUUAUGAUGGACAGAAUCAUCAGAUGAUUGUGAUUUGCAGAUUAACCAGUAGAGCUCAUUCCAUUUGUGGUGAUGCUUUCUUGUUCUUUAUUCAUUUGCUCACAUACUUAUUAUUUAAUUUGGCUUUUUUUUUUUUUUUUUUUUUUUUUCCAUCAGAGAUUUCCUGAGUACCUUCAGUGUCGCAAGUGCUGGGAUUACAAAGAUAGAGGAGUUCGGGCUUUCAGGGCAUUCACACAGUAAUAAGAGAGAUACAUGUACUUCUAACUCUGAAUUAGACUGAGUACUCUAAAAUCCAUAAAGGACUGUGGGACCACAGGGAUUGACAAGUGUUAUUAGGCACUAAGGAUGAAUGGGAGGAAUUUACUAAGCAGGGUUGGGGGAAGGGAGCAUUUUAGAGAAGCAAUUUGUAAGCUGCACUGUUCCUCUUCUGGUGACUCUAAAACCUAUUGUUUAAGGGCAGGCUAGCUUUUCCCCAAUGUGUUCUUCAAGAGGGAAGUUGGAUGCUUGCUGCAACGAAAGGCUGGGUUUGAGUGAUCACAUGGAUUCAUAUAGCUUCCCAUUCUGAUUUGGUACAAUUACCUGGGAAAUAACUUUAAAUCUGAGAAAGCUAGCAACUGUGGUCAUCUAGAUUCUGAGUAAAGUGUUUACAAUAUGAUGUUAUUUAUAACAAAGUGAAUUAGUAAAAAGUCUCAAAUAUAGAAAUAUUUUAUAAAUAUAAUUUUAUUACUUGGAAAUAUAUACAAAAAUUCAAACACAGCUAAAAAACAGUUGCUAAGCAGAGUUCCUAUCCAACCUGGUUUAAUGAACAUAAAGUUAUCAGCAUAAAACUUGAGUCCUGAAACAACUUGUCUUCAGGGUCUUUAAAUAAUGGGUUUAAAAAGAGGUAACUGUUUUGUUUUUUACACCUAUUUAAAUCUUUCCCCCAAAUAUAGAGUACUAACAUUUGUUUGGUUCAUGAGGUUUUAUUUUAGAAAAAUAGCUAAAGCUAUUAGCUAAUUAUUUGAAAACUGCAAUAUGUUUCCCCAUUUCCAGUCUUCUGUCACCUUACAUUCUCCAUAGUUUCUCAAAAAUUCCCAAUAGUUGUUAACAGAAAGCAUUUGCAACCUCCAGUAGCUCUCUAGGAUACAGAAGUGCGGAUCUAACAAUCUUGAAAAUCAUUUAAGGGGGCAAUAAUUUUUUUUUUUUUUUUCAUUUUUGCAAUUUCAUGUCAUUUUAUUUUGGUCCAGCCAUAUCUCCUUGUAGGAGAAAAAAAAAAAAAAACUGAGUUAUUCUGUUCUUCCUGAUUGUCAAUUCAUUACACUACUUUAUCCAUUCUUUUUGCUCAGGUUUAAAAAAGAAAAAAAAAAAAAA